This is a messenger RNA of Scomber japonicus (chub mackerel), 1311 nucleotides long. Its product is annotated as fibulin-7-like. Gene Ontology annotation, molecular function: calcium ion binding. The transcript has 7 exons. NCBI's taxonomy places the organism in Eukaryota, Metazoa, Chordata, Actinopteri, Scombriformes, Scombridae. The record is from RefSeq and is a predicted model, not a curated record. Bases 1 to 1311 code for a protein of 436 amino acids.
AUGAAGAUGGAAGAGCUUUUAUCCAGGACGGGGCUUCUCGUGGUCGUCAUGGUAACGACGUGUCUUCAUCAGCCGUCCUUUACCUCAGCACAGGACUGUCCGUCUACUCACGACCUGCUGAACUCGCUGCGACAGGUGGAGAAGAUGUUGGCGGUCCAUGAGACGUCAUACCAGCAGGGCGUCCGAUCCAUCAGGAAGAAGCUGAGUGCUCUACAAAACACCACCAUGGCGAUCUUUAAGACGGGCAAGAACGCAUCCUGUCCCAAACCAGAGACCCCCUCCCACGGCCGCAGACUGGGUCGGGUGUUUGGAGUCGGACACGAGAUCCACUUCCUGUGCAAACCCAAUUAUGAGCUGAUUGGCCCAAGGACCCGGGUGUGCCUGGAGUCUCUGAAGUGGAGCGGCCAGCAGCCCAUGUGCAGACGUUUCAACAGCACCGCAAACUCCCUGCCCUCCUUCUCUACUGCUGCUGUCGCCUCCCUGCCUGUCUCUGCUGCUCUGUCAGCUUCCUCCUCAACCUCAUCAUCCUCAUCAUCAUCAUCUUCAUCCACAUCCUCCUCUCCCUCCUCCUCCUCCUCCAUCCGUCCGUCUCACUGCACUCACUUCCUGGGCUCCACCCGCUGCACCUGUGAUGUAGGUUUCACCAUAUCAGGCCGAGACAACAACAUCUGCACAGAUAUCGAUGAGUGUCGUCUCUUUCCUCUCGGGCAGCCUGGUCGACUGUGUGUUCAUCAGUGUGUGAACACUCCUGGCAGCUUCCACUGCUUCUGUCCAGCAGGGUACGACCUCGCCAGGGACGGCCGCAGCUGCACAGACAUUGACGAGUGUGAGAACCGGAUGCACGACUGCAGAGCGGAUCAGCUGUGUGUGAACACCUUCGGAGGUUUCCAGUGUGUGACGGUGGAAUGUCCAGACAUGAAAAACGCCACGUACAUCAAGACUUCACCCAUGCGCUGUGAGAGGAACCCGUGCAUGCUGGGAGACAAGGCAUGCACUCAGGCGCCGAACUCCAUCUCCUUCCACUUCCUGCCCGUGGUGUCCAACAUGUCCGCCCCACGCGUCCUCUUCCGGGUGUCGGCUGCCCGCGUGCUUGGCGACACGCUGCGAUUCGGCCUGGCGGGCGGACGAGGGCGAGGCCACUUCAGCGUGCAGCGCUCGGGCCGGCAGACGGGCACCCUCCUCCUGGUGACACCCGUCAAGGGUCCCGCCACCCUGGAGGCAGAGGUGGAGAUGAGCGAGCUGGAGGGUCACACUCUGCUGGGUCGCUACCUCACCAAAGUCACUCUGAUGGUGUCUCCAUAUGAGUUUUAA